Molecule: messenger RNA, 465 nt
Organism: Ochotona princeps (American pika)
Lineage: Eukaryota; Metazoa; Chordata; Mammalia; Lagomorpha; Ochotonidae
Product: cTAGE family member 9-like
Exons: 4
Coding region: 208-465 (85 amino acids)
Biological process (GO): endoplasmic reticulum to Golgi vesicle-mediated transport; vesicle cargo loading; protein secretion
Cellular component (GO): endoplasmic reticulum membrane; endoplasmic reticulum exit site
Source: RefSeq, a predicted model, not a curated record
AGAGGUGUUGCUUUGAAAUUUGAGUCUGUAAUGUUAAUUCUAUAUCAGAAAUGCUUGCAUAUUAGUUUUCAUGUUGUGUUUGCAGUGAUAAUUAUGGAUAUUUUUAUGGGAGGCUCCAGUUUUGGUACAGUUAAAAGCAUAUAAGUCUUUUUUUUAUGACAUGCCUUGAAUAUAUUAUGAAUUUUCACUUUUGCUUUAAGGUGCCUGAUGGUCGAGGAAAACUGCCAGCUAGAUCAAAGGGCUGAUGUGUCACUUGUUGAUGAAGAUUGGGACUAUAAAGCAACAGAAAUCUUGAUCUAUAGAAACAGAAUCAAUGAUCUUGAAAUAGAACUUCAAAGAACAUUUCAUUAUUACCAGGAAGAGAUUGUUUCUGUUCAGAAAGAAACCCACCAUAAUUGGUUGGCAGCUUGCAUUGCUGAAAGAAGCCUGAAUGAGUUGAAGCAAGAAAAUAAAAGGAAAAUGUAA